Molecule: messenger RNA, 1263 nt
Organism: Nicotiana tabacum (common tobacco)
Lineage: Eukaryota; Viridiplantae; Streptophyta; Magnoliopsida; Solanales; Solanaceae
Source: RefSeq, a predicted model, not a curated record
UUUCAAACUUUAAGGGCCUAUUCAGAAUUUUCAAGAACUAUGGGGUGCAGGCUGAGGCAGUGAUGCCACUUACUAAAAUCGUGGGUACAAAAAAUGUAUAACUUUCCAAGAAGAGGCUUCAGAGGAUCCUCUUGCACGCAGCAAUGGAAGCUGAGAAGAGGGUUGCGUCCAGCAAGAAAGCCGAAAAUAACAGAGACAAGAAGAUGACGAGAAAAGAGAUACUGGAAAAGAAGAAGAAAGUGCAAGAGAUAAUCAAAGCUGCUCUUUCUGAGAAAGACCCUCUUUCUUCCUUUCCAUCUUUUCACCAUUACAGCACAAAGGAUUUGUCUGUGUACUUGGACUCUGGACGCGGAGAUUACCUCUCUUCUUCAGUAAAGCAGUAUAUUCAAUACCUCCUCAAGGUGAAUAUGGAGGUGGCAUAUGGAACAGAAUGGCCUAAAGAAGAGAAAGUAAAGCGCAGGGAGAUGGUUUCUUCUGAAGCUCGUUAUAUAUUUGUCUAUGAAACCGUAAAUGCGGAUGCCAACAUUAUGUUCAAAUUAUCAAAGAAAGGAAGGAGUAAUGCAGACGGUACGGAUGAUAAGGGUCAUCUUGUGGCUUUUGUACAUUAUCGGUUCACCAUCGAGGAAGAAAUUCCUGUUCUUUAUGUGUAUGAAUUACAGCUUGAGCAACGUGUUCAGGGGAAGGGGUUGGGAAAGUUCUUAAUGCUGCUAAUUGAGCUGAUUGCUCAGAAGAGCAAAAUGAGUGCCUUGGUGCUAACUGUCCAGAAGGCAAACAUGACGGCAAUACACUUUUAUAGGAAUAAGCUAAGGUACCUGAUAUCUACCAUGUCACCUUCACAGAUGGGAUUACAGUCAAAUUAUGAGAUUCUUUGCAAGUCAUUUGAUUCUGAAACUAAAGCUGUACUAGAGGUGUGCAAUCCCUUUUCCCUUGUAUUAAAUAUCAAACCAAAGAGGACUCAAAUAAGAUUUGACAUCUCACAUGCACUCAAAAUUCUCCCAAGAAUUCAUGCAUCCGAUUACUGUAUCAACUGGUAAUGCUUAAAUUCUAUUGUAGGAGUAUUAUGCCAAAAUUUUCUAAACUGUUGCUGCUUCAUUCAAUCAGUUACUAGGCACUCUUGUGGAUUAAAUCUGAAUACAUGUAAAACUACUGAAUGCUGCAGAUGAAGUUUCUCACAUGGAACAAACUACAGUCUAUGUUAUGGUCAAGGUUCCAGUUCUGUAAUUUCUUUUCGGUUCAAUGAUCGAAAAUUUUCUUUUUCUCUCU